This is a messenger RNA of Peromyscus californicus insignis, 5297 nucleotides long. RefSeq names its product phospholipid-transporting ATPase ABCA3-like. Bases 608 to 5227 code for a protein of 1539 amino acids. Gene Ontology annotation, molecular function: lipid carrier activity; ATP binding; ABC-type transporter activity. Gene Ontology annotation, biological process: lipid transport; transmembrane transport. The record is from RefSeq and is a predicted model, not a curated record. Lineage: Eukaryota; Metazoa; Chordata; Mammalia; Rodentia; Cricetidae. Gene Ontology annotation, cellular component: membrane; intracellular membrane-bounded organelle. The transcript is spliced from 28 exons.
GUGAAACCCUACGCUGCUGGGGUCAUGGACAGACAACCCCACGUUUUGGAAAGUAAGCAAAGGAUGGUGAGUGCUGGGCUAAGUAGGAGGUGAUGCUGAGAAGGAUUUGGAGCAAGCAUCACCUACUAUGUCUGGCGCCCCUUAGUGGCCCCUCGCCAGCUACUGUGCAUAUCUGAAGCUUCCCACCACCCCUCACAUACUGUUUCCCCCUGUACUGAUGAAGUUGGGGAGCAGGAGAAACAUAUGGUCGUGGCCUAUGUUCCGUGGUCCUGUUUGCUGGCUGCGACUGCUCCCAACCCAUCCCCUGUUCCUCCCUCAGCACGUGCCUCGGUCUUCUCCCCUGCACCUGACUCUCCUUGACCGUUCACCGCACUUGGCACGUGACUUUGGGUCCGCCCACGUCUGUACUUUGAAUUGGUUUGCUGGAGGCCCAGGCCACAACCUUGGGAAGGAGAGCACUGCCCUGCAAGAGGGUUGGCUAAAGCGCUGUGUGCAGGAUGAUUCUCCCCAACUAGGAGGUCUGGUGCUUUUCAGUGGAAAAGGUGCUAGUGGUUGAAGUUGCUGAAUUGGAGCGGCAGUGAGUUGAACUCCCACUCAGUUCAGAGGAAUGGCUUCACUGGAGUCCCAAAAGCUUUUGAUUCUACUGUGGAAGAACUUUACUUUAAAGAAGCGGAAGUUUAGGGCUUUGGUUUUCGAAAUAAUCCUGAUGUUUGUAUGCAGUGGUAUACUUUUGGUAGCCCGCAAACUUCUUGCUAUAAAGAAGAUGGAAUCUUUCCAUUAUCCUGUUCAACUGGUCAGUAAUGUUCCUUCCUUCAUCCAAGUCUUCACCACUUAUUCUCAUCCUUGGGAACUGGCUUAUGUGCCUGCCAACAGCAUCGUGGUACAGAAUAUUAUUGAAAAUGUGAAAAGGGAUUUAAACGUCCAUAUGAAAGUUACAGGGUUUUCUUCAGAAAGUGAUUUUGAAGACUACAUGAGGUCAACUGUCAACUCUAAAAAUGUUCUGGCUGCCAUUGUGUUUGACCACAGCUUCACAAACAGUAAUGACCCCCUGUCAAAGAAGGUAAAAUACCACCUGCGUUUUAGUAAUAUUAAAAAGAACAGGAAGGCUAGCGCAUAUUUUCAAGGGCACAGCUGGUUUACAAGCUUUCUCUUUCCGCCUGGGCAUCUUGAGGGACCCAGAAACCUAUUUGAUGAAGAUGGAGGCAGUCCUGGGUACAUCAGUGAAGGGUUCCUGGCCAUGCAACACGCCUUAGACAAGGCCAUCAUGCUACAUCAUGGCGGUGCUGCUGCGACAGCACUCUUUAAUGACACCAGCCUUUUCAUUCAGAGAUUCCCAACCCCUGCUUUUCAUCAUGAUUUCUUCCAUAAACUUGCUAAUAUUUUCAUCCCUCUAACAGUGGCGUGUACCUUCUUUAUGAAUUAUCUUACCCUGGUUCAGUCCAUUGUGUGGGAAAAGGAAAACCAACUGAAGUAUGAACAGAUGACAUUCAAGCAAAAGCUGAUUUGGUCCUUCGACUACAAUGUUGGGAUGGCAUUUGGAUUUAAAUUCCUAAUCGAUGCAGAGACAAAGAAAACUGGAGUGAAAUGGAGUAACAUAUUCUCAUCAGCGGAUAAAGACAGCUUUUCAUUUGCCUACGUGCUAGGAAUGCUUUUAGUUGAUGCUUUCCUAUAUGCCCUUGUGGCCUGGUAUAUAGAAGCUGUCUUUCCAGGAGAGUACGGUGUGCCCAAGCCAUGGAACUUUUUCAUGAUGCGCUCCUACUGGUUUGGAGACACACCUCAAACAAAUCCUGAAAUCACCCAAUUUCAUGAGACAAUUCAAAGCAAGUAUUUUGAAACUGAACCAGCUGAUUUGAUGCCAGGCAUCCAGAUCAAACACCUGCACAAGGUAUUCCAAGAGAAUAACACCACCAAGAUAGCCAUUGAGGACUUGUCUUUGAACAUAUAUGAGGGACAGAUCACUGUUCUUCUAGGUCACAACGGGGCAGGAAAGUCCACAACUCUGUCCAUCCUCUCAGGUCUCUAUCCCCCAACCAGAGGAGAGGCCUAUGUUUACGGAUAUGACAUCUCACAGAAUAUGGCACAAAUCAGGAAAUCCUUGGGCUUGUGUCCUCAGCAGAACCUGUUGUUUGAUCACUUGACAGUAUCAGAACACCUUUAUUUCUACUGUAGGGUAAAAGGGGUACCUCAAAAGGUGUAUCUUGAGGAAACUAACAACAUGCUGUCAACUUUUAACCUGCUGGAAAAACAUGACGCAUUUUCGAAGUCACUGAGUGGAGGAAUGAAGCGCAAACUCGCCAUCAUUAUAGCACUGAUAGGGGGCUCCAAGGUGGUGAUACUUGAUGAGCCAACAUCCGGCAUGGACCCAGCCUCAAGGAGGGCCACCUGGGAUCGCCUUCAAGCCUAUAAACAGGACCGUAUCAUCCUGCUGACCACCCACUACAUGGACGAAGCUGAUGUGCUGGGAGAUCGCAUUGCUAUCAUGGUCCAGGGAACCUUGCGGUGCUGCGGCUCUUCUGUCUUCCUGAAAAGACAAUAUGGUAUUGGAUACCACGUAGUCAUGGUGAAGGAACCUCACUGUGACACUGAUGAAAUCUCAAAACUGAUCCAUGACUAUGCAUCAACAGCCACUCUGAAGACUAAUGUUGGAAAUGAGUUAUCUUUUAUUCUACCUCUAGAAUAUACUCAGAGGGUCAGUCACAUGCAAGAUAUCCAAGCUACUCAGUCUCCCACAGUGGGAAGCAAAGAGAACAAAAAUAAGGGUGUUCCAAGAAGCACGAGGGGAGGCUUUCCCACCCAGAGUGAAGACCCGCCCACCGUGUUAAACACUGGGUGUUCCCUCUACUGUCAGCAGUUCCACGCCAUGUUCAUAAAGAGGAUGAUGUACAAUUGGCGAAACUGGAAUAUACUUUUGGUGCAGAUACUGGGACUUGUCAUCUCUGCUCUCUUUCUCCUGAAGUCUCAUGACCUUAGUUAUGAAGAUGAGAAAACAAGGCUAAUGAAUUUGGAUGAAUAUGGUCAAACUAUUGUGCCUUUUUCUACUUCUGGGAAAUCUAAUUUGAUGACAAGUCUCUUAACACACCUUGAGAAUAUGCUAAAACCUGGCAACCACAAGCUUAAGGAAGUACAAGGUGACCUACUCAAAUACUUGGAGAGAAAUGAAGAAUGCAUCCAUUCAUGUAUUAUUGCACUUUCUAUGGAGGUGGUUGCAAAUAGAACAGAGCUUACUGUUCUGUUCAACAAUGAAGCUUACCAUUCACCAUCUCUGUCCCUGGCAGUUUUAGACAACAUUCUUUUCAUGUCACUUUCUGGUGCUGAUGCUUCCAUAACGGUCUCCAAUAAACCUCAGCCAUACAAUCAGGCUAAGAAAAGUCUAGGAAGUAUAGAAGGAAAGGUGGUUGCCUUAAAAAUCCAGCUGGGCAUGGCUCUUUUGGUCAGUGGCUUUUGCCUCCUGACAGUGACUGAAAGAACCACCAAGGCAAAGCACAUGCAGUUUCUGAGUGGGGUCCCUGUCCUUGUGUACUGGCUUUCUGCUCUCAUGUUUGACUUCAUCAUCUUCUUCAUUUCUUGCUGCCUACUACUGGUUGUGUUCAAAUACUGCAAAAUUGAUAUUUAUGUUACAGACUACCACAUUCUGGAAACAAUGCUGAUCCUCACACUGUUUGGAUGGUCUGCCAUUCCCCUCACAUACCUGAUGAGCUUCCUGUUUUCUAAAAGCACCUCUGCCUAUAUCAAGCUUAUCAUGUUCAAUUAUGUCUCUGGCAUUUUCAGUAUCUUGAUAGAUACUGUAUUAGUAUCCCAAUUACCAACCACCAUGUCUAACACCACCAAAACCUUCCUGCUCAACGCACUGCUGCUCUUUCCCACAUACAACCUUGGGAAGUGCAUUGGUGACUACACUGUCAUUUACCAGAGGAAAAUACAGUGCAUCCAGAAAAAGAAUGUCCCCAAAUACCUGAAUUGUAGCAAAGAAAGUAUUGAGAAGAAUAUUUAUUCUUUAAAGGAGCAUAUGAUCGGAAAGUAUUUAAUUGCUAUGAGCAUCACAGGCUUAGUUUUCCUUCUCUUUAUUUUCUUUUGGGAGAAUAUUGUUUGGAAAUUAAGAAUGCUUAUCCAUCAAUACAUUUACUUUGGUAUCUACAAGAAAUACAAGUCAGAUAUAAUUUCCAAGGAAUUAUCUGGGGAAUCUGAAGAUAAAGAUGUAGAAAAUGAGAGAAAGAAAAUUCUACACCAGCCUGAAGAGUUUCUGAAUUCCCCAGUUCUUAUUAAGGAGCUCACAAAGAUAUACUUUAAGUACCCAUUCAUUCUGGCUGUGAAAAAUAUUUCCUUUGCUGUCCAAGAGAGGGAGUGCUUUGGAUUACUUGGAUUCAAUGGAGCAGGUAAAACAACUACUUUCCAAAUUUUGACCGGAGAAAAAACUCCUACCACCGGAGAUGUGUUCAUUGAUGGCAUUAGCAUCAUCAAGAACAUCCUAAAGGUGAGGUCAAAAAUUGGCUAUUGUCCUCAAUUUGAUGCUCUGCUGGAAUACAUGACUGGUCGGGAAAUAAUGAUCAUGUAUGCAAGAAUUUGGGGAGUCCCUGAGCAUCAGAUUCAGUCCUAUGUGAACAAGUACUUGAACUCCUUGGAUCUGGAGCCCCAUUCCAACUAUCUUAUCAGCACCUACAGUGGAGGAAAUAAACGUAGGCUGAGCACUGCUAUUGCCACAAUGGGAAAGCCUUCAGUUAUCUUACUGGAUGAACCAUCAACUGGCAUGGACCCAAAAGCUAGACGCCUUCUCUGGGACACAGUAAUAAAGACUCGAGAAAGUGGAAAGGCCAUCAUUAUAACAUCCCACAGCAUGGAAGAAUGUGAAGCUCUCUGUACAAGGCUAUCCAUAAUGGUGAAAGGAAAGCUCACAUGCCUGGGUAGCCCUCAGUACCUCAAGAACAAGUUUGGUGAUAUUUAUAUUCUGAAGGCCAAGGUCAAGUCUGAGGAAACAGUAAAGGACUUUAAAAGUUUCAUCAGAUUGACAUUUCCAGGUAGUGACUUGAAGCAAGAGAAUCAAGGGAUCCUUAAUUACUACAUUCCAAGCAAGGACAACAGCUGGGGAAAGAUGUUUGGCAUUUUGGAGAAAGCAAAGGAACAAUUCAAUUUAGAAGAUUAUUCCAUCAGUCAAAUCACCCUGGACCAAGUCUUCCUGGCUUUUGCUAAUCAAGACAACACAGGAAAUGAUCAUGAGACAGAGGUGCCUUGAGAUUCAGUUACAACUGGUGAUUCUGAUACAUUUUUUUUUUGUACAUCAGCUGGGUAGAUGGGAAGGACAU